GUACAAAAGAACAGCACAAUACUGUACGCUUGGAGUGUGGAUUAAAGAAAGCCCAUACAUUGUUGCCCGUCCGACAUGUGAUAUUUAACAGUAGUGAGACGGUCAACAGAUAUCAAGGGAAGAUAACUGGAAACAUGUCCCAGAAGAACUGCACCACAGUCUUCUUCAAUGUAACCACCAAUUAUACUAAUAAAUACUUCUUCAGGAUUGAGAGUCAACCAUUCCGUGCAACAGACACUGGAAAGUCUGUUAAAAUAGUUGUCAGGGAUUUGCCUUCCAGUCCCAUCCUUACUGUCUCAGGUGAGGUGAAGGAAGGGACCCCUGUCAGUUUGAACUGCUCUGCUGUCGCUCCCUGUCCUGAACACCCCCCUGAGCUGACAUGGACUCUCCCAACACAGUUCACACCUUACAACCAACUGCAGGAGAAUCCAGACCAAACCAAAUCAGUUCUCUCCACGGUGACCUUCACUCCGUCAUACCUUCAUCAUGAGAAGAACAUCACUUGUACUGCAGUCUACCCAGUAGGGGCAAGCAACAAGACAGCUGAACAUAACAUGAUGCUUAACGUUUCAUUCUCUCCUAAGGACACCUCGGCCUCCAUCAGUCCAGCUGAUCCAGUAUUAGUGGGCAGCUGUGUUAAUCUAACCUGCAGCAGUACAGCCAACCCUCCUGUGACAAACUUCACCUGGUUCCAGAUCAGURAGGGUAAACCAGCACAGGUAGCAUCUGGACAGAGCUACUCCCUCAAUGUGACUGUUGGUGAUGGAGGACUGUACUACUGUGAAGCAAGAAAUAGUCACGGCUGUGGGAAGUCAAGGGAAGUGCAGCUGGCUGUUAAAGUGGAUCCAUGCACGAAGCUUCCAGUGAGAGAGUGCUGGCACGAAGCCGACGAGGGUCAGCAGGUCCGGGCUCAAGCGACGGUCCAGUCGGAGCUCCAGACGAUCUCCAUUCCGGGUAGUCCUCCAGCGUCUCGUCGAGCUCAGCGACGGUCUCGCCGUCGGGUCGGCGACGAGGGUCCCGCACCAGAGGUGCAAAGUGGGGUAUCACAGGAGAGAGCCAACGACCUGCAGGGCCUGAGCGGCAAGGUGGAAAUUGGCGCCCUCUUCGACAGUCAAGUCUUGGUCUUCUGGGAGAAGGAGACCCAGAAUCUGAGGGUGUACUUUACCUGGCAGGUGGGAGCCGACUUCCCCCAACAGGUGGGGGGAGAGCUGAAAGCUCUGGAGGACAGGGUCAGGAAUUGA
Molecule: messenger RNA, 1241 nt
Organism: Salvelinus sp. IW2-2015
Lineage: Eukaryota; Metazoa; Chordata; Actinopteri; Salmoniformes; Salmonidae
Product: sialic acid-binding Ig-like lectin 7
Source: RefSeq, a predicted model, not a curated record